AUGGUAGAAGGUGCUAAUAUAAUUGCCAAGUCCCUUCAACAGCUGGGCGUGAAGACGGUGUUCGGCAUAGUGGGGAUUCCGGUGGUGGAGAUUGCCGAUGCUUGUAUUGAACUAGGAAUAGAGUUCAUUUCAUUUCGCAACGAACAGGCUGCCUCAUACGCUGCCUCGGCUUACGGCUAUCUUACUGGAAGACCCGGUGUUCUGCUAGUGGUAGGCGGACCUGGUCUGGUUCACGCCUCAGCAGGUAUUUUGAACUCGCAAUCGAACAGAUGGCCUAUUAUAGUCCUGGCUGGGUCGUCAUCUUCUGCUGAGAUCUAUAAGGGUGGAUUUCAGGAAUUGGAUCAGGUUUCAUACAUCUCUCCACACGUCAAAUUUGCGGCGCGGCCUCCAAACCUCCAGCGGAUCCCGGAGUUGCUUUCGAAAGCAUACAGAAAAGCCACUGUGGGUAUUCCGGGAGCAACAUAUGUGGAUUUUCCUGCUGAUUUGAUUCAGAGCCAAUUGGAACCAGAUUUUGCGUCUCAGGCUCUGGAGAAAAUCAGCGAUGAAGUGACCCGUUUGGGGGCUCCUGUCUUUGUUCCAGACGAGAAAGCUUUGACAAUUGCUGUCGAACAUUUAAAAGAGGCAAAGUGUCCUCUCGUGAUCAUAGGAAAAGGUGCUGCCUAUUCCAUUGGAGCAGCUGACAUCAUCCGCAAAUUUGUUGAAGGCCACAACCUUCCUUUCCUACCAACCCCAAUGGCAAAGGGUGUAGUUUCUGACUUUUCGGAGCUUAACACCUCAUCAGCGAGAUCUGCAAUUCUCAAGAGUGCAGACGUGAUUUUGCUACUAGGAGGUCGGUUGAACUGGAUCUUACACCACGGAGAAAGCCCUCGGUUUCAAAAGAAUGUAAAGUUCAUCCAAGUUGAUAUAUCCGCAGAGGAUAUUGGGGACAACGCCUUACCUGGAUCGUAUCCCCUUGGACUUGUCGGUGAUAUUGCUUUGACUGUGGAAAAACUGGACAAAAGGCUGCGUACUCACAAAUUCAAUGGGGUCCCCAAAUCGAUAGUUGAGAGACGGACUCUGAACGAGAAUAAACAGUCUCAGAAGGAAACCAAACCUCUUCAAAAGGGAAGCCUCAUGAACUAUAACCAAGCUUAUGCAGUUAUUAGAGAAUGUCUGGACAAACACAAUGAUGACGUUGUUUAUAUCUCCGAGGGUGCCAACACCAUGGACGUUGCCCGAGUUUCUUUCCCCAUGACUCAACCCAAGCACAAGUUGGACGCAGGCACAAAUGCUACUAUGGGGGUGGGAAUGGGAUAUGCAAUAAGUGCUAAAAGCGUGUUUGGCCCCGCAAAGAUUGUGGUAGCUAUAGAAGGAGACUCUGCGUUUGGAUUCUCGGCAAUGGAGAUCGAGACUUGUGUUCGGUCGAAUCUCCCAGUGAUUGUGGUAGUCAUGAACAACAGUGGAGUUUAUCACGGGAUAGACCCCCAAGCAAAAUUGACGAAGUUGCCUUCGACUGCUCUCAGUCAAGAUACCAAAUACGAACUCCUGGGUGAAGCUUUGGGGGCCACGGGUUACAGAGUUGCUAACCUUGAUGAACUGAAGGAGUCCAUGACAGAAGCUGUGACCAAAUACCUGUCGUCUGGCCAGACCAGCGUUAUCAACGUGAUAAUAGAGAAUGGAGCCCAGAAAAAGUUGCAGUUUGGAUGGCAGAACAAACCAAAGUUGUAA
This is a messenger RNA of Kuraishia capsulata CBS 1993, 1707 nucleotides long. RefSeq lists its product as uncharacterized. Gene Ontology annotation, biological process: fatty acid alpha-oxidation. The record is from RefSeq and is a predicted model, not a curated record. Gene Ontology annotation, cellular component: peroxisome. The transcript is spliced from 2 exons. Bases 1 to 1707 code for a protein of 568 amino acids. NCBI's taxonomy places the organism in Eukaryota, Fungi, Ascomycota, Pichiomycetes, Pichiales, Pichiaceae. Gene Ontology annotation, molecular function: thiamine pyrophosphate binding; catalytic activity; magnesium ion binding.